AUGGAUUUGAUGCCAGGGGUGUUGCGGAAUACGCAGAAUUUGAUUGAGAUCAUGGAGAAUAUGCAACAAGCAGCACAACUCGCGACAACAGACGAGAAAGUCGAUAUACUGAUGGAUCGUCUACCAAUCGAGGCACUUCUUCCAGUCGCCUGUAGUCCAAUCGCGCUCACCAGCACCAACCUCGAAAACCUGCAUAAAGGACUUGCCGCCUCAGCCCCAGCCACCUCAGCCACUUCUCCUGUCACCUCACCGAUUGAGCCUAACAAAGGAAUGUGUUUGGAGAAUCUAGAACGACCAUCUCUUUCGUACAAAGAUCUCAUAAUUGAAGCUAUCGAAAGCAGUCCGGAAAAACGUCUUAAACUCAACGAAAUCUAUCAGGUGAUCCGAGUCCUCCAUCCAUACUACCGAUUGCGACCGGAUCAAUGGGGAUGGCAAAACUCGAUUCGACACAAUUUGUCACUUCAUGAUUGCUUCGUGAAACUUCCACUCAAGCAGACAUCAGCCAGUGGAGUUGUUGGACACUUUUGGACGGUGGUACCCGAGUUGGCUGACAAGCAGACAUUGAGGAGGAGAUCUCGUCCAUCACAAAAAUGCAGCUCGGGAUCUUCUCGAUCACAAGCUGCGAGAGCUGCAGCUGUUAGAGAAGCUGUUGCCUUGGCGAGGAGUGAAGAAGCUGUUUCUACGACUUCUUCUGAUGCUUCUCCUUCUCCAUCUUCAUCAAAUUCAUUGUCUCCUCCAUCGGAUUUAGCAAAACCCAUGGCUGUUUAUGCGAAUGCUGUAAACGCGAAUGAUUUGAUUGGGACUAUUCUUGGAGAGUUGAGCAAGAGCAACUACAGCCAAGUCAUCACCAACUAUCUGUAUCAACAAGGUCUCCUCAACUCAUUGGCCCAAAUCGCCAACCAGCAGACGCCACCACCAACCCCGGUGACUCCAGUGACCCUCGGCCUCACCGGUUUGACCUCACCAAACGCUCUCCUCUCGUCACUCAAUAUGAACCCAUUGGUUGCUCUCUCAUCACUCGCCACCGCUGUCCUCCCACCCCAAUCAUUGUCUCCCGUUCUCCACUCACAACUCUCUCCAUCACUCUCCAUGUCUUCACCAACUUCCAACACUUUAGCCCUCAACCUCCCCGCUCCCACUCCAAUCAAAUCAGAAACGAAUUUCUUGCUU
This is a messenger RNA of Mesorhabditis belari, 1170 nucleotides long. The record is from the annotation of a GenBank genome assembly. Lineage: Eukaryota; Metazoa; Nematoda; Chromadorea; Rhabditida; Rhabditidae.